AUGAUUGCCAAAAGAAUUUCUCCUAAUGUUGUCACUUACAAUACUUUAGUCUAUGGUUUUUGUAUUGUUGGUCAAUUGAAGGAAGCAAUUCGUUUGUUAGAUAGAAUGAAAUUGGAAAACAUCAUCCCAAAUGUGCAUACCUUUAAUACAUUGGUUAAUGCCUUUUGUAAAGAAGGUAAAGUGGAAGAAGCUAAAAUAGUGUUGGCUUUGAUGAUGAGAAAAGGUGUUGCACUUAAUGUUGUUACUUAUAACACUUUAAUGGACGGAUAUUGUCUUGUAAAUAAAGUGAACAAAGCCAUGGAUAUUCUAAACAUUAUGUCUCGACAAGGAGUAGUAGCUGAUGUUCGGAGCUACAACAUCAUUAUUAAUGGCCUUUGUAAGGUUAAAAUGGUUGAUGAAGCUAUGAAGCUCUUGGAAGAAAUGCACUGCAAACAAAUUUUUCCUAACACAGUAACUUACAAUACCCUUAUAGAUGGUUUGUGCAAAUCUAGGAGAAUAUCACACGCUUUAAAACUUGUCGGUAAGAUGCAUGAUAGAGGUCAACCACCGGAUACAUUUACUUGCAAUUCUAUAGUGGAUAGUUUAUGCAAAAACCAUCAACUUGACACGGUAGUUGAAUUGUUAACGAAAUUUAAAGACCAAGGUAUUCAACCAAAUGUGCACACAUACAAUAUUCUUAUCAAUGAAUUGUGCAAAAGUGGAAGACAUUGA
Vicia villosa (hairy vetch) is the source of this 711-nucleotide messenger RNA. Its product is annotated as pentatricopeptide repeat-containing protein At3g53700, chloroplastic-like. Lineage: Eukaryota; Viridiplantae; Streptophyta; Magnoliopsida; Fabales; Fabaceae. The coding region runs from base 1 to 711 and encodes 236 amino acids. The record is from RefSeq and is a predicted model, not a curated record. The transcript has a single exon. Gene Ontology annotation, molecular function: protein binding.